AUGAGCUAUGAUUCGGAGUGUCAUUCACCACGACCAUUUAUUGAUAAUUUUAAGUCAAUCCAAUCGCCCCGAAUCUUGUCUUGCUAUAAUAGUCCACGCGUUAUACCUUGCAGUAAAGAUGCUGUGCAAAAGUUUGAACGAUCUAACAGUUCACCGUAUCCUAUGAUCGAUAAAACAUGUCCGCCAAAUUUAACAACAGUUGUGUCACAAAGACUGCCUUCAAGCGACUUAGAAUUGAGUUUUUUGGACACUACGAACGAACGUCAUGAACCACGCACUGGACCUCAAAGAACUAUUCAGUCACAUGUUGGACUUGGUUAUAACUCCAAUGCAGCAGAAAAUUUCAUGAAAAAAGAUACAAACUCCUUAUCUGACCCGCCAAAUACACUUAAUAAAAAUGACGACUUCUUCCUAAGAAGAGAAAACUUAGGUAAAUUUAACCAUAUACAACCACUGUAUGAACAGUUAAACAAACUGUCAUUAGAAAAAGAAAAUAAUCCAUUAGUAAAAAAGACAGAAAUAAUGAAAUUGGGUGGGUCGAAUCAGAGUGGGAAGAUUUAUCAUCAGACUACAACUCCAAAUUGUAACACUUAUGAAAACAAAGAUUAUUGUAGUUGCCACCACUGUGUAAAAACUAGAACACCAUACCAACCUUACAUCCAAUAUCAAGAAAAGGAAAAUGUACCAUAUAAGAAGUGUCCAUGCAUACCAGAUCCAAGAGUUUGUCCCCAUUCAUAUAACCCACACCAUUUUAUACCUCCACAAACUUGUAGCUGUCAAUCAGAGCCAGUACAGCCAUCAAAUGCUGUUGACAAAAAAAGUUGGAUGCUAGAGAAAUAUGAGCAAAGUAAAAAGAUACAAUGCUCAGAGGUACAACCACAAAGUGCUGUCAAAGAAAAGAGGGAACCAACAGUAUCCGACUUGUUUAAAAUAAUAAAAUUACAAAAUGAACAAUUACAGUUACUUCAAGAAAAAGUUGACAAGUUCAUAGCUACAAGUAGUUGUAAGGAAAAUUCAAAUCCAUCUAUAGAGGACUAUAUAACUGAAAAAGUUAAUGUACAGUCUGAUAAUCAGCACAAAAUAUCCAUUGGUGUAAUGACAAGCUUUGAAGUGGUCCGCACAUCAACAAUUAUCAAUAAAGAAGUAAUUAAACAAAACGAAGCCCAAAUUCAAUGCAAUAGAUCACAAAUAAGCAUUAAAGAAGUGGUCUCAUCUCAGCCUGUAAAUAUAAAUUUUUUAGAAGGAAUAAGAAAGACAAAUGAUGUUAAUACAUCGGUGCACAAUUCAAUACAUGACAUUAAAGAUAUGACAAAAACUACUGCUUUUGAAGAUAAAACAUUUAAUGAUUUGAGCUUGUACAAUGUGCAUGUUGAUAAUGAGACAACCCCACAGAUGUCUCCCGAACAAAGCAUGUAUUUAGAUGUUAAGGAUUAUAGCGAAUCUGAUUCAGAAAGCGAUGAUCCAGCUAGUGUAGGCUGGACAUAUUAUAAUAAAGUAAUGAACAGAGUCAAUGGCAUGCUCCAGGACUCAGAUAUGCCGUCUUCAGCGAGUGCCCUAUUCAGAAACACAAGACAAAAAUGUUUGAUGCAAAUUGACAAGACCAAUGUUAGUGUGACAAAAAGAGUGACUUUUGGAGAAACUCCAGUUGAAAUUCAAAAGCCAGUUUUAAGUGCGCCCUCUACAGACACAAGCCUGAAAAUGAAUCAGUUAGCUGCAAAGUAUUUGCCAAUUAGUCAGCAAGUGUUACAGGGGCCUAUAAAGUCACCCACUGUAGGAACCAACAUGUCGAUAGCCACCAGGAAUUAUAUGGAAAAGCAUAGAAUUAUACAGGGGACCACCAAUCCAAUACCACAACCGUCAAGACCUCAUCAAGAAAUACCUAAGUUCCUGGACAUAACAGUAUUAAAGCAGCAACCUAAGUUACUCUAA
Messenger RNA from Leptosia nina, 1929 nucleotides. The record is from the annotation of a GenBank genome assembly. Lineage: Eukaryota; Metazoa; Arthropoda; Insecta; Lepidoptera; Pieridae.